CUAAGACAAGCACAAACACGGUUCCCACUCACAGUGAAGGAGCAAGGAGCUGGCAUGAUGUCGUCAGACAGGGAUAAAAGGGCUGUGUUCGGUAAAGGGAUCGCGUUCGACCCCUGCCAGCUCCGAGACCCUUGGGAGAACAGAGCCCAGAAGAUCAGUGAGAAGGGACAGCAGGAGAAGGAGGGGCAGGAAAAUAGAGUCAUGAAUGGGCUUAUUAAAGAGCAGCACACUGGACUGAUGGCAUUAAAGAAGAAAGGGAAUGCCAGAAAGAUGGUGUAUUGCCCUAUACUGAAACGGUUUAGGCUUGAUCCUCCACUAGAUGCAGCCCUGCACCCACCUCCACCCCCACCCCCUCCCAAGAAAUCACCCAGACGGGUGAAGAUAGAGAUCCCCAAGCCAGUGGAGAAGAAGCCCACCCCACCUAAACCACCACCUCCUCCUCUGCCCAAAGUCAUUCUCUCUUACAAAGACUUACAAAGACGAUCUGAGGGAAAAUGGUGGAGGGGUAUUAGGGAUAGAGAACUACCGAAUGGUCCAAGUGAAUGGUCAAAGCCUUUUAAGUGUCGUCCACUGCAGUUCAGUAGAAUGCUUUAUGACCAAACAAUGUCCUGGCAGCGGGGAUGGCCAACAUUCAGCUGGGAACAAAGCAACAAACUACCGAAAGUAAAACCUUUGGGUGAAAAAGUCAACCUUAAAGAGUGGAAGGAUUCUUGGAAGAUGUCCAGGCCUUUACCCCAGCAGCACACAGACAACCAGGGCAUUACAGAAAGAGUAAAGGCUUUCAGAGAGUGGCAGAAUCGCUUGUCAAUCAGCAGAAAUAGAACACCUACGGCAGUGGUGAAGAAAGGAAAGGACAGCGGCAUGUCUGACUUCAGGUCUAAAGUGGCACCUCCACCAAAGAUACAUAAAUCUGAGCCACCAACACCUGCGAAGAAAUAUGAACCACUCCUUCAGCUGAGGAAGGAGAGUUCUGAGGAAAAUAAGCCCCCAGCCCCACAACCCAAGGAGAAGAAGCUGCUUGCCAGCAAACCGUCAACUCCUCAGGAUGACACAGUAAAUGUUCCACGGUGGAAGAAAGUUUGUAGGACGUCCGAGCCUUCACUCAAGCAGCACACAGAGAACCAGAUGACUGCAGAAAUUGUGAAGACAGGGACGGGCGAUGAGCUGUCUGACUCCAGAAAGAUCGUGAUGAGUCUAGACAAUGAUGCUGACAUUAAUGCAGCACAUUUGGAGCCCAGGUUUGGAGCCCAGGUUUGGAGUCCAGGUUUGGAGGCCAGAUUUGGAGGCCAGGCCAAGGUGGUACCGCCACCCACGCCACCCACGAAGAAACGUGAACCACCCAAGAAAUCGCAGCUCGAUACCCUAAAAAAAACACUGGCUUCAUCAGACAUGCUUGAUCUCGAUGAAUGGUCAGAAGCCUGGAGGACUCAACCACUGUUGUUGAACAUUGACGAGCAAGCAUGUCUGGAGGCUUGGGAGCAGGAAUGGCCAGAGUUCAUAAAGGAACAAAGUGAUAAACGACUGAAUGCUAAGCCUUUGGGUGACAAUGUAAACCUUACAGAAUGGGGGAAUGCUUGGAAGACGCCCAAGCCUUUACCCAAGCAGCACACUGAGGACUUGACGAUUACAGAGACAGUAAAGCCCAAAUCCUUGACAGGUUGGAGAGAAGCAAGGAGGCUCUCUGGUGACAAUGUUCAAAACAAUCCUCCAAGUCUGAAGGAUUGGCGUGACUCGUGGAGUUUCUGCCAAGAAUAUCGCUGGUGGAAGGUUUCUAUGGACUCCCAGAUGUCAAAACAACUUUUUUCCCAUCUGAAGAAAAGGGGUGGAGGGCUUUUUUUGUUUUGUUUUUUGUUUUUCUUUGUUUGUUUUCUUGGACACAAUACAGACUUGGGACAAUAGGACUUAAUUACCAUGACAGCUUUGAAGCAAGAAGGACAAUAACUCAAACAUUACAAACAAAUAAAUGACACAACACAUUUAGGUUAAGACAUGAAAACAAUGACAACCAUGCAUUGCUACCAUUAUAACCGAAUUAAUUUCAAUCAACUUAAAGUAACUUUUUAAAGACCAAACUCAAAGAAAACCGUUUACAGUAUGUGAUGGGACAUGUAAGUAAAGAAAAGUAAGGGAAGGGAAGGAAAGGGAGGCUGGUAAAAGGUAAGAUGUUAUGGCAAGGAUUUCGUAAAGUUUAUGUAUGCAGAUGGGAUUAGGCUGGGGAGGAUUGUGGGCUGGGGGCCCUUGGGUAAUGUUUUUGCCAGCAGAUCAACUUUUGCAAAGAUGGUGGAUAAAUGAAGAUGUCUUACUCAGGUCGUUUACCAUUGAAAAAAAUGGUCACAGUUCCGGUCUACUUAAGGAAUGGCUCUCGGGUCUGGUCUAAUUAGUUAAUUGACUGUACUGUAUAUGAACCAGAAAAAAUUAAGGAGUGGGAUGUCUCGCUUCCUCUUCCGUCUCUGACUGUAGGAGGUUCCUACUCCCAUCAGGACCCAAACUGACGGUCCGAAGAGCUGCGCUAGUUGACUUCCAGAAACCCGAAGAAGCUUCCUUUUCAGAUAUGUAGUGUUUGAUAUUAGAAAAUGUGGGACACAUUUUAUUUUUAAGUGGGCAAGGAUGUGACAGGGUGGAGCUGCUAUUGUUGAGUUAAUUAACAUAGUGAUGUUACAUGUGAAUGCCUCCUAUUGGUCUGUUUGAACUGAUUCUUUGUGUUUUGUCUUAAUUGAUUGCAGGUGUGACUGCGGAGCAUGCAUCUCCUCCUGUUAUCUUAAAAUGGCUGCAUUUCCUGCCAACCAGGAAGAGGAAAAAAGAGCCGCUGCUACCUCCAAGUCCUCAGAUUAGCUCUAGCCUAUGGACUGAACUCCCAAUCACAGUUGACAAUAAUUAUAUCUAGUCUCUGUGUUAAUUGUGAAAUUCUGAGUACAUCUUGUCUGAUCAGUGUCUGUGAGGACUUGGAGACAGUCAGCAAAGGUAAUUCUUGUAUUUUUUUGUGUGUUUGUGGGCUUGGCUAUUCAAUGCAUGUAGCACUUUAAAGUCUUUCAAACAUUUUUGAGAGUGAUCCCUAUAAGUAUUGAAUGCAUUUUUUGUUACACUUAAUACAGUUUGCUGUGCGUGCACUAUAGAUGGGUUAGCUGAUAACGUCACAAACGAUUUGCACGUUUCAAUGGUGAGUUGUUGUGAUUCUGGAUGGCCAGAUAGCUUCCAACAUUGACAAGAAACCGCCUGUGGGGAAUCGUAAGUGACUCGUUUUAGCUAGUUUCAUCUUGUUCUUGAUAUGUGUCUUGUUGAGGUGUUUUGACAGAUUUCAUGUCAAUGCUAAUAUGGCUAAUAUUUGCUAGCUAGCUAACCAACAACUGUAGCAAUGUAUUUGAGAGACAAGUGCUCAUUGUGAAAAUUAAUGUUUUCAAUAAACGUUGGAGAAUAAAUAUAGUUUACAUGUUGUCAACAAUCUAAGCCAACCGUCUGUUUUGCCCCAUAGCUGUGCACGUGUUGGUUGCUAAACAACCAACCUGUCUAUAAUUGCUGUGCUUUGAGAUACUUUUACUAGCAUUAAUUGAAUAUUGCAUUUAAACAGAAGUCUUACAUGAAUGCCCUGUUGUACUAGACACACAACUGUAACAAACCGUGAAAUAACUAAAUAUUGCUUGUAAUAACAUUAAAGAGGGGCUGAACUUGCCGAUUC
This is a messenger RNA of Coregonus clupeaformis (lake whitefish), 3673 nucleotides long. RefSeq lists its product as uncharacterized. Bases 55 to 1899 code for a protein of 614 amino acids. NCBI's taxonomy places the organism in Eukaryota, Metazoa, Chordata, Actinopteri, Salmoniformes, Salmonidae. The transcript is spliced from 3 exons. The record is from RefSeq and is a predicted model, not a curated record.